Messenger RNA from Parnassius apollo (apollo), 3087 nucleotides. The record is from the annotation of a GenBank genome assembly. Lineage: Eukaryota; Metazoa; Arthropoda; Insecta; Lepidoptera; Papilionidae.
AUGUUAGCGACAGGUGGAAAAUCGGGGCUGAAGUCGCAGGGGACUAUAUCCAGCGCUAAACAAUUACGAGUUGACCAGAAAAAGUUCGGUUCGCGUUCGAUCCGUCGCUCGGUGCGCAGUGGCUCGCUAAAGCUGAAGCAGACGUACGAGCACUUGCUGGAGAACGGAGACAUCGGCGCGGCCUCGCGCGUAGUGCCGUCGUCGCGCGCGCGCCCGCCUUAUCUCGACAUACGCCUGCUGCAAGCCAAGCGGCAGCAGGCUGAGAUGAGAAGGAACCAGCGCGAGGAAGACCUGCGCGAGAACCACCCGCUGUUCGACACGCCGCUGCUGCUAGUGGCGCGCGAGUCGCGCUUCCGCAAGGUGUGCCGCGCCGUCGUGGACGCGCGCUACGACGCGCGCCUGCGCGACCCCGUCACCGGCAACGAGCGCAAGGUGCACUACAAGAGCUUCCAUAAUUUCCUGGGUCUGGUUACCUACUUGGACUGGGUAAUGAUCAUGGUGACUACUCUGUCCUGUUUAUCGAUGAUGUUUGAAACACCCACGUAUAGAGUUAUGGAGAACUUCGUACUUCAGAUCGCAGAAUAUGGCUUCGUUAUAUUUAUGAGUCUUGAACUCGCGCUGAAAAUAUUAGCUGACGGCUUAUUUUUUACACCCAAGGCGUAUCUUAAAGAUGCUGCUGCUGUAUUGGAUGUUUUUAUUUACGUGGUUUCACUGACUUUCCUGUGUUGGAUGCCAGUGCGAGUUCCACCGGGCUCUCCGGCGCAGAUGCUCAUGAUUCUCCGCUGCGUGCGUCCUCUACGUAUUUUCACGCUUGUACCGCAUAUGCGCAAGGUCGUUUACGAGCUUUGCCGUGGUUUUAAGGAAAUACUUUUGGUAUCUACCCUCCUCAUUUUACUGAUGUUCGUGUUUGCAAGUUAUGGCGUUCAAUUGUACGGUGGGAGGCUUGCACGUUGCAAUGAUCCGACGAUCGCGCGUCGUGAAGAUUGUGUGGGCGUAUUUAUGCGACGCGUUUUUGUCACCAAAAUGAAGAUAAGACCUGGACCAAAUGAAACUUUUCCAUCAAUGCUGGUGCCUAGAGUGUGGGCAAAUCCAAAACGAUUUAACUUCGACAACAUUGGCGAUGCACUUUUGACAUUAUUUGAAGUACUCUCAUUCAAAGGAUGGUUGGAUGUCCGUGAUGUGUUGAUCAAAGCUCUUGGACCCGUUCAUGCUAUUUACAUACACGUAUACAUAUUUCUUGGCUGUAUGAUUGGAUUGACUUUAUUCGUGGGUGUUGUAAUCGCAAACUACUCCGAGAACAAAGGCACCGCCUUGUUGACGGUUGAUCAGCGACGAUGGUGUGAUUUAAAGAAGAGACUGAAAAUUGCUCAGCCGCUUCAUUUGCCUCCUCGACCUGACGGCAGGAAGAUUCGUGCCUUUGCUUAUGACGUCACGCAGAAUUUAUCAUUCAAACGGAUCAUCGCUAUCGUUGUUCUCAUUAACAGCGGCUUACUGGCUGUUACGUGGUCGCGGCACUCGGCGAACACGGAGCGGCUGGCGCUGACGUCGGCGCUGCUGACGCUGGUGUUCGUGGUGGAGGUGGUGCUCAAGACCGUCGCCUUCACGCCGCGCGGCUACUGGCAGAGCCGCCGCAAUCGCUACGAUCUGCUCGUCACCGUCGCCGGCUGCAUCUGGAUCUUCAUGCACUUCACGCUCAAAAACGACCUAUCAUACUUUGUGGGAUUCAUGGUGGCUAUACUGCGUUUCUUCACAAUCACGGGCAAGCACACGACAUUGAAGAUGCUGAUGCUGACCGUAGGCGUGAGCGUUUGCAAGAGUUUCUUCAUUAUAUUCGGCAUGUUCCUCCUGGUGUUCUUCUACGCGCUUGCUGGUACGAUAGUAUUUGGCAACGUUAAAUACGGCGAAGGAAUCGGAAGACGUGCGAACUUUAACUCGCCAAUACACAGCGUGGCGAUGCUGUUCCGUAUAGUGACGGGCGAGGACUGGAACAAGAUCAUGCACGACUGUAUGGUGGCACCGCCGUACUGCACGCCCGCGGACAACUACUGGGAGACGGACUGCGGCAACUUCACCGCCUCGCUCGCAUACUUCUGCACUUUCUACGUCAUCAUCACGUACAUCGUGCUUAACUUGCUUGUCGCUAUCAUAAUGGAGAACUUUUCAUUAUUCUAUUCAAACGAAGAAGACGCUCUGCUGUCCUACGCAGACAUAAGGAAUUUCCAAAAUACCUGGAAUAUUGUAGAUGUACACCAGAAGGGUGUUAUUCCUGUACGAAAGGUUAAAUUCAUCUUGCGAUUGCUGAAGGGUCGUUUGGAAUGUGAUACACAUAAGGAGCGUUUGCUAUUCAAAUACAUGUGCUACGAACUCGAGCGUCUGCAUAAUGGCGAAGAUGUCACCUUCCAUGACGUCAUCAAUAUGCUAUCUUACCGCACAGUCGAUAUCCGGAAGAGUUUACAAAUGGAGGAAUUAUUAGCUAGGGAGGAGUUCGAAUUCUUGAUCGAAGAGGAAGUUGCCAAGCAAACAAUACGUACCUGGCUCGAAGGCUGCCUCAAAAAAAUACGAGCCAACAGCAGCAAACAACAAACAAGCUUGAUUGCUGGUUUGAGGAAAACGAAUGAACAGAUUAUAGACAUACCCAAUGAGAAGUCUGAAAAGGAGAAAUUGGAUACAGAAUCUCAGCAAGUGGUUGCCAACGCGGGUCGUACGGAAAUAACGGAGUCUACUUCUCAACCGAUAAUGUCAAAUAUGACCUCAUCGUUUGAUUCUCAACCAAAACGAUCGUCAACAAAAGGACAAUUCAAAAGACCUGGCUUAUCAUCAGUUACACUACCAAGACCCGAAAGUCCCGUUAAGAAGUACCUCCAGCCGACGUUAAGUGAUCCUCAUCCUACUUUGCAUAAAAAAGCGCCACCUGUAAUGAAGACUAACGUGCGCGUGCACAACACGGGCGCGGCGGCGUGCGGCGCUGGGGGUGCGGGGGGUGGCGGUGCGGGGGGCGCAGGGGGCGCGGCGGGCGCGGGCCCCGCGCUGCACCAACUGCACGACUGGUGGCGCGCGCAGCUGGCUGCGCAGCACCACGCCGAGUAG